CUCAAACACACAAUGAAAAUUGAAACUCCUCCAUGCCCCCACCCACCCCCACAGUGCUCCACUCCAUUCCCUGCUUCCAAUUUCAAAUCUCAAGCAUACACUGAAAACCUCUCUCUCUCUCUCUCUCUCUCUCUGAAGCAAUUACCUAAAUGGUGGUAGCUUGAAGUUUUGGUCAGCAAAAUCCACAAGCCCAGAGAGAGAAGGAGCAGUUCCUUGCUGGGUGGAUCUCAUCUCACUUACCGAGUGCUUCUCAAGAAAUGAGACCCAACUGGGAGCUCAGGAACUGCUGCAACCACGACCAAGUUGUCUUCUUGGUCACUGUCGGAGUCUGCACUGUCGUUAUUCUCGCGCUAUGGAGGACUAUAUUGCUGAAGCCAUUCAAGCUCGUUACGGUAUUCCUACACGAGGCCAGCCAUGCUAUCGCUUGUAAACUCACGUGUGGCCAUGUGGAAGGGAUACAAGUCCAUGCAGAUGAAGGCGGGACUACGCAAACGCGUGGUGGGAUAUAUUGGAUCAUCUUGCCAGCUGGAUAUCUGGGGUCAUCCUUCUGGGGAAUGCUCUUUGUACUAGCAUCCACAAAUCUUCUAACAGCGAGAAUUGCAGCGGGAUGUUUGCUUCUGGCUCUUGUUAUUGUACUCUUCAUAGCAAAAAAUUGGACGCUUCGAGGGCUCUGUAUAGGAUUUAUUGUAUUCCUAGGAGUAAUUUGGAUACUCCAAGAGACAACAAAAGUUCGUGUUCUUCGUUACGUCAUUCUUUUCAUAGGUGUUAUGAACAGCUUGUUUUCAGUUUAUGACAUAUACGAUGAUUUGAUAUCCCGCCGAGUACUCUCUAGUGACGCUGAGAAAUUUGCUGAAGUUUGUCCUUGCCCCUGCAAUGGAGCUGGAUGGGGUGCCAUUUGGGGUUUGAUAUCGUUGCUGUUUCUCUGUGGUGCCAUGUAUCUCGGUCUCGUUAUCUUGUCCUAAGCUUCUCUGCAGGAUGACUUUCUAUUAAAGAGCAGGGACACCGACCCUUUCAUGGCUUCUUCAGUUCAUCCUGUUAGGCAGCAUGAUUCUUUAUUCAUAUCAGAAUUUGCAGAAGAUACUAAUCCAAAUGGAGUUAAAACCAUCUCGUUUAGCCUAAACCGGUUUCUGUUAGCAUUCUGAGACUUGUUUCUCAACAUCAAGAUUACCGAGUUAUACUAAAGAUUGUGCAAUGUACUACUUAUUAACUGAAUUGUACGUGAGCGAUAGCAAUUCUUAUUUCAUGCUGGAACUA
This is a messenger RNA of Punica granatum (pomegranate), 1254 nucleotides long. The record is from RefSeq and is a predicted model, not a curated record. NCBI's taxonomy places the organism in Eukaryota, Viridiplantae, Streptophyta, Magnoliopsida, Myrtales, Lythraceae.